AUGAAGCUGCUACGCAGUGCCAUCAUCCUGUUCGGGGCUGGGCUAGCGACGUCGGCAGCGGUGCCUGAGCGGCAGCAUCAGGCCGUGCUGUCAGUUGGCGAUGCGCAAGACGGCCCUUUGAUCUCAUCCUCAUCCACCACUCUCUUUGGUUCGCUCGAGCGGCUGGCCCGCCUGGUCGACAUUGCCUACUGUGUCGGCACUGCUGGAACGGGCGUGGCGCCGCCGUUCUCGUGCGUGUCACGCUGUCACGAGUUUCCCGAGCUGCGCCUGGUGGCUUCGUGGAACACGGGCGUGCUGCUGGGCGACAGCUGCGGCUUCGUGGCCGCCGACGACGGCCGCCGCGAGGUCUUUGUCGUCUUUCGCGGCACCUACAGCCUGACCAACACGGUCGAGGACCUGCGCACAGUGCCGCAAGACUACAAGCCGUAUCCCGGGACUGCUCUCGCCUGCCGCAACUGCACCGUCCACGCCGGCUUCUUCGACUCCUGGCAGAGCGCCCGGCCACUAGUCCUGCCGGCUGUUGCUGCCGCGCGCGAUCCCUCGUCAUCGCCAGACACCCAGGCGACACAGCCGCUAUCCCCCUACACCGUCCGGCUCGUUGGCCACAGCCUCGGUGGCGCUGUCGCUGCGCUGGCUGGCCUCGAAAUGCGCACUAGCCUUGGCUGGGAUGACGUGCACGUGACCACGUUUGGUCAGCCGCGCAUCGGCAACAAAGGACUCGCUGCCUUUGUCGAGACUGUCUUUGGCCUCGACAACAACAACAACAACAACAACAACAUGACCAUGACCACGACCACGACCAACAGCUUCCGCCGCGUCACCCACAGAAACGACCCCGUCCCCCUCCUCCCCCUCGCCGAAUGGGGCUUCCGCUCGCAUGCUGGCGAGAUCUUCAUCGAUAAACAUGACCUGCCACCGUCUCCCGAUGAUCUGCUUCUUUGUCGCGGCCGUGACGACCCGGCCUGUAUCGCUGGUCCCUCGUCCGACAGCCUCUAUGGCUCGCUUCCACGCCUCCGCUUGUGGGAGCUCUUCUUCGCCCACCGCGACUACUUUUGGCGCCUCGGCCUCUGUUUUCCUGGCGGCGAUCCUGCCGACCGUUGGCGCAAUGUCCACUAUGGCGACCCGUCUGCCGAUGAGCUGUAA
Messenger RNA from Grosmannia clavigera kw1407, 1143 nucleotides. Its product is annotated as extracellular triacylglycerol lipase. The coding region runs from base 1 to 1143 and encodes 380 amino acids. Gene Ontology annotation, biological process: lipid metabolic process. The transcript has a single exon. NCBI's taxonomy places the organism in Eukaryota, Fungi, Ascomycota, Sordariomycetes, Ophiostomatales, Ophiostomataceae. The record is from RefSeq and is a predicted model, not a curated record.